AUGCUGCGCUCCAUUGCAGAAGACCUGCGGAAGAAGCUGCUACAGUCUCUCCCAACGUACAUGGUGCCCACGCUGUACAUCCCAAUGGAGACGAUGCCCACCAAUGCCUCGGGGAAGCUCGACAGGCGGGCCCUACGCACAUAUCUAGACAGCCUCUCGACAUCAGACCUGCAACAAUACAUGCCGAACACAGGGCCUAAAGCAGCGCCCUCGACGGAGAUGGAGCAACGGUUGCGUGACUGGUGGGCCGAAACGCUGGCCGUUGCGCCAGACACCAUCGGCCGCGAGGAUGACUUCUUUCAGAUUGGCGGUGAUUCUGUCGCCGCGAUGCGCAUGGUGGCGCUCCCCGAGGCGCGCGAACACCACCUGACGGUGGCGGAAAUCUUCCAAUAUCCCAUUCUCUCGGAUCUCGCCCGGGCUCUGGAAGGACGGGCCAUGGAGAUCACGGAGAAGCAUACCGAAGAGGCCGAUCCGGAACCCUUUGCCCUGUGGCAAGUGCCUGAAGACGCGCAAUCGAACGGACGCACUCUUCAACAACGACUCGCGCGCAUUUCCCAACAAUGUGGUGUCACGGUGGAGGAAAUCGAGGACAUCUACCCCUGUACCUCGAUCCAGGAAGGCCUCAUCGCCAUCACCGCCCACCAGCCCACGGCCUACGUGAGUAGACAGGUGUACCGCUUGGGCAGCUCAAUCGACGUGGAUCGCUUCCAGGCAGCCUGGCACACCUUGGCCGCUGUAACCCCCAUCCUACGCACGCGCAUUCUGGUCGACCCGGAGGAGGGCAGCCAGGGCGGAUCGUUGCAAGUGGUGGUUCGACGGCACCUGGUCUGGCACCACAGCACCGACCUCGACCAGUAUGUGGCUGCCGAUGAGGCGCAGGGCAUCCGACUCGGCCAGCCCCUGGUGCGCUUUGCGCUGGUACAGCAUCCAAACGAACGCUUUCUGGUCUGGACGGCGCAUCACAGCGUCUACGACGGGUGGAGCGCUGCCCUGAUGUACCGACGUCUAGUUGAUAUCUACCUACAUGACCGUAUCCCUCCCACGGUUCCAUACACCCGGUUCAUCCGGCAUCUGCUGCGCCGGGACCCUACCUCUGACGCUCACUACUGGUCGACGCAGCUCCAGGGAGACCUGGUCGUCAACUGGCCCCCGUUGCCCCGGGCAGACUAUCAGCCCCGGCCCAUGCACCGCGACGUCUACACGAUGCGCCUGCCGCGCUCGACGAGCCACCACCACCCCGCCUCGCUGCUGCCCACCAUCAUCCGCGCCGCAUGGGCGAUGGUCAUGGCCAAACAGGCGGGUCAAGGCCACCGCGUGGUGUUCGGGAUGACGCUC
Molecule: messenger RNA, 1335 nt
Organism: Aspergillus japonicus CBS 114.51
Lineage: Eukaryota; Fungi; Ascomycota; Eurotiomycetes; Eurotiales; Aspergillaceae
Product: CoA-dependent acyltransferase
Exons: 1
Biological process (GO): secondary metabolite biosynthetic process; amino acid activation for nonribosomal peptide biosynthetic process
Cellular component (GO): cytoplasm
Molecular function (GO): catalytic activity; phosphopantetheine binding
Source: RefSeq, a predicted model, not a curated record